Molecule: messenger RNA, 3453 nt
Organism: Phyllopteryx taeniolatus (common seadragon)
Lineage: Eukaryota; Metazoa; Chordata; Actinopteri; Syngnathiformes; Syngnathidae
Gene: xk
Product: X-linked Kx blood group (McLeod syndrome)
Exons: 3
Coding region: 230-1543 (437 amino acids)
Cellular component (GO): membrane
Source: RefSeq, a predicted model, not a curated record
GCGCGACGCCGCAACGCGCUUGUAUCCGACGCGAUAUACCUCGCGCGACAGCGCCCUCUUCCCCCAAGGUGGCCGCUCUGGGCAACUACAGCCGGGCUGCAGAAGCCGUCCGCGGUCGGUGGUGCCAGCUCGCGCCGGAUGGUCUGCGGUAGCGCGGUGCUCCACUGCAGGGCGCCGACGCCGAACGGACCUCGAACGGCCUCGCCCCUGCAUGGCGGCGUGAGCGAGGAUGCGAGUGCCCAGCUCCAUCUUUUUGUCGGUGUCCCUGUUCACGGCCGAGACCACUGCGGCGCUCUACCUGAGCUCCACGUACCGAUCGGCGGGGGACCGGGCGUGGCAGCAGCUCACCCUGCUCUUCUCGCUGGUGCCGUCCAUGCUGGUGCAGUUGGCCCUCAUCUUCUUCCACCGGGACCUGGGCAGGGACAGGCCCUUCAUCCUGCUGCUGCACAUGCUGCAGUUCGGACCCAUCGUCAGGUGUUUGGAAGCGUUCUGGACCUACGGCAGCGUGGGCCGCGUGGAGGAUCCCUACGUCAGCAUCACCAGGAAGAAGCAGAUGCCCCGCCGGGGCCGGCCCGAGGAGGUGGAGCGCCAGGUGGGCCAGGCCGAGGGCAAGCUGGUGACGCACCGGGCGGCCUUCGCGCGCACCGCCGUCAUGCAGGCCUUCCUGGGCUCGGCGCCGCAGCUCACGCUGCAGCUCUACAUCUGCGUGCUGCAGCGAGGCGUGUCCGUCGGGAGAGGCACUCUGAUGGCGAUCUCAUUGCUGUCCAUCGUGUACGGCGCCCUCCGCUGCAACAUCCUGGCCAUCAAGAUCAAAUACGAAGAAUACCAAGUGACCAUGAGUCCGUCGGCCUACCUGUGCAUCUUCCUGUGGCGCAGCUGCGAGAUCGCCAGCCGCGUGGUGGUGCUGGUUCUGUUCAGCUCGGUGCUGAAAAUCUGGGUGCUGCCCGUGGUUCUGGCCAACUUCCUGGUCUUCUUCCUCUACCCGUGGAUCCUGUUCUGGAGGACCCACUCGCCCUUCCCGCAGCAUAUCGAGAAGACUCUGACACACGUGGGCACCGCCGUCGUGCUGUGCAUGCUCACCUUCCUGUACGCCGGCAUCAACAUGUUCUGCUGGUCGGCCGUGCAGGUGAAGCUCAGCGACCCGGACCUGAUCAACAAGUCCCAGAACUGGUACCGCAUGGUGGUGUACUACAUGCUGCGCUUCAUCGAGAACGCCUCGCUGCUGCUGAUCUGGUACAUCUACAGGACGGACUUCUACGAGUUCAUGUCGGCGCCGCUGCUCAUGCUGGAGCUGCUGUUGGCCUACGCCGCCUGCAUCUUCUUCAUGCUGAUCUUCUACCAGACCUGCCACCCGUGUCGCCGGCUCUUUAACUCCAGCAUGGGCCAGGGCUUCGAGGACUGCUGCGCCCUCCUCUGCCUGUCGUGCACCUCGGCGGAGUCGAGCCACGAGCCCUGCGAGGAGCUCGCGCCGGACGACGCGUGUUACGACAUUCCCAACGAUGGGGUCGGAGAAGCGGCGAACGGUGGCGGCCGCAAUGCCUGACUCCUUAUUGUGCGACGCGGUCGCCGACCACUUUCCACAUUUACAGUUCAUCCCCUUCAUCCGAUUGGACUCUUUCCUACCAUUUUAACAGCACGUGUCCUUAAAUCUGCGUUCCGUCAAUUUAUUUGUGCAGUUGGUGUCGAUGUCAUUCUGUGGCCUACAGAUAAGCUACAGUUCUAAUAAGAUUGUUUCUAGCGGGGGGAAAGUAUUGGGAUGCCAGCCCAUUAAAAUGUUAGGAACUGCUCCCAAAAAGUUGGAUGCAGUGGUGCCUUAGGAAAUCAAAUCAUCUUUCCUCGUUCAAAUGAACGGAAAUGCAAUUCAUCUGUUCCAGCCACCGCAAAAAAAAAAAAAAAACAUUUCUUUUUUCCCCCCCCCACAAGAACAGUAGUGCACUGUGUGAAAAAACUCAGUAAGAACAUUUGACCACCAAACACAGGAAAAUGUAUUCCGGUGCAACAAUGUCAACUAACGAUUAUCGAAUUCAUCAAUAAUGAAUUUUGAGGUCACUGAUGGUGUAGCGGGACACUCGCCUGACUUUGGUGCGGGCAAGCGUGGGUUUAGUUCCCACUCAGUGACGGUGCGCAUGGUUGUCCGUGUCUAUAUGAGCCCUGCGAUUGGCUGGCGACCAGUUCAGGGUGUAGUCGGCCUUUCGCCCCAAGUCAGUUGGGAUAGGCUCCAGCGUCCCGCGACCCCAACCAGGAUAAGCGGUGUUAAAAAUGGAUGGAGGAAUUUUGAUAACCGAUUGUUUAGCGACAUUGUAACUUGAAAUUGUCCAAAUCCUCAGAAUUUCAGCCUCUCAACAGGAAGUAUUCAUUAUAUGUAUUAUUAUAAUCAUGCAGGAAAUAGGAAUGAUUUUUUUUUCAUGUUUGAAAGUCAUUGAUGUCAAAAAAUGGCAGGUUUUUGCCAAUAUGAAAAAGGGCUCAUAUCGGCCCUAGUAAAUACAUUUCCCGAUUCAAUUAGAAUUGUUAUUUAAACAGUCCUCUUCAGGCCGUUCACAUUUUGACACAAGAAGACGACACCCAACAAUUUAUCAAGGUUUUCGUCGAUUAAUAUUAGAGAACAGCGACUUGUGUGAAAAAUACUGAAACAAUGAAACAAUUGGACGUGUGCAUUCACAAGCUGAGAGAAGAUCAAAUGAAGUUCACCUAUUAGAGUUGCAGUGGAUUUUAGGUUGAUUGUGAAAUUGCACCCAAAAGCUCAAUAUCACGCUAUUUGCGAAGCUGUCGGGAAGAAUAUAUGCACUUCAUUCAUUCCAAAUGCCUUUGGUGGGGUCCCACGCCAAACUCAUCCAAGCAUUCCUAAAUGCAGCGUGCUUUGUUGCACACAGGAACAAAAAAAAAAAAAAAAAAAAAGGCAAAUUUAACCAUGUAACUGUCCAAAUGUAAUAAAAAAAAACAACAACAAAAACCUGUCUUAACAGUUUUGGCAUGCAGAUGUGUGUGUGCAUGGAUCCCCUAUUUUCUACUUGGUCCCCUUUUUGGUUUUAUGGCCUGCUGCAGUUUUGUAAGUUUUGUUUUUUCUUUUAAACUCAGCGAUGAAAGCUUUAUAAUCUGUGCUGCUGCUGCUGUGGCGACGUACAGUAUUUUGAGAUUUGCAGCCCAACACAAGACGAAUGCACAAAUGUGGUUUUUUUGCACAUUUACACAAGCGCUCGGUUUUUUGUUUUUUUCGUAAAGUGUUGCUUAAUUCAGUCAGCGUUACGUCUGUCUAGUGUGUGCGCGAACAAAAUUGACAACCAAGAGCACACACACUCACAAAUGAAUGAUGUAUUGGGAUGUAUUGUAGUUUUAACCUCUCUGUCUGGCAAUGUCAAGUGUUAUUAUAUAUAUAUUUUUUUCAUAUCUGGAUGAAACUCAUAUAAUGGAUGAAAUACUACUCAAAGAUGUAAUAAAUCUAUAUUUAUACCUGCA